Erinaceus europaeus (western European hedgehog) is the source of this 1487-nucleotide messenger RNA. It is a transcript of the gene GTF2E2, whose product is annotated as general transcription factor IIE subunit 2. Gene Ontology annotation, cellular component: transcription factor TFIIE complex. Lineage: Eukaryota; Metazoa; Chordata; Mammalia; Eulipotyphla; Erinaceidae. The record is from RefSeq and is a predicted model, not a curated record. Bases 226 to 1098 code for a protein of 290 amino acids. The transcript has 8 exons. Gene Ontology annotation, biological process: transcription initiation at RNA polymerase II promoter.
GGAAUGAGAUUUUAGUGGCUUGUUCAGGAAGUUGCGGGCGGAGCCUUUGGCCGAGUCGCCUCAGUAGUCGCCACAGUCUCCGCCGCCAGUGCGGAGACCCCCCCGGACUGGCAGGGCCGCUGACGCGGGGCGUUAGACGGCGACCACGCCUGCGCGGGCCGAGGACUGAGCCGGAGACGCAGGAGGCGGCGGAGGGGCGCGUGCGGGCGGCUGUCGCCCAGCACCAUGGAUCCAAGCCUGUUGAGAGAACGAGAGUUGUUCAAAAAGCGAGCUCUUUCCACGCCUGUUGUAGAAAAACGUUCAGUAUCUUCUGAAUCCUCAUCCUCAUCCAAGAAGAAGAAAGCAAAACUAGAUCAUGGAGGAUCAUCAGGCUCGAAACAGAAUUCUGAUCAUAGCAAUGGAUCAUUUAACUUGAAAGCUCUAUCAGGAAGCUCUGGAUAUAAGUUUGGUGUUCUUGCUAAGAUUGUGAAUUACAUGAAAACACGACACCAGAGAGGAGAUACACAUCCUUUAACUUUGGAAGAAAUUUUGGAUGAGACACAGCAUCUAGAUAUUGGACCCAAACAGAAACAAUGGCUGAUGAGUGAGGCAUUAAUCAAUAAUCCAAAAAUUGAAGUAGUAGAUGGGAAAUAUGCUUUUAAGCCCAAGUACAACUUGAAAGAUAAGAAGGCCCUACUUCGACUCUUAGAUCAGCAUGAUCAGCGAGGCUUGGGAGGAAUUCUUCUAGAAGAUAUAGAGGAAGGACUGCCUAAUUCUCAGAAAGCUGUCAAGGCUUUGGGAGACCAGAUACUAUUUGUAAAUCGACCUGAUAAGAAGAAAAUUCUUUUCUUUAAUGACAAGAGUUGCCAUUUUUCUGUGGAUGAAGAAUUUCAGAAACUAUGGAGAAGUGUCACUGUGGAUUCAAUGGAUGAGGAGAAAAUUGAAGAAUAUCUGAAGCGACAGGGUAUUUCUUCUAUGCAAGACACUGGACCAAAGAAAGUGGCACCUAUUCAGAGACGGAAAAAACCAGCUUCACAGAAAAAACGACGGUUUAAGACUCAUAAUGAACAUUUGGCUGGAGUGCUGAAGGACUACUCUGACAUUACUCCUGGAAAAUAAUGAGCAGAUUAACAAAAUACAAAGUCAAGAGCUUUCUUGUUGAUGCUGUGAUCUGAAGACUGACUGUCUUCCCAUUGUUUCUUGGGACUAAAGAGAGGAGCAGUUCAGUUUACAGAACAAGUGGAAAUUAUCCACCUCAAAGCCUACUUUAAUAGAAAGGCGAAUGAGAAAUGUGAUAAUCCCUGUUAACCUUCUAUUACUUCUUGGGAAAAAGGUGCUUAGCGUGGCACACCAGGUGUGUUUGCUAUUAUCUCUACUUCUAAGUGGUCCCUGGUUCCAUUUUCCUCUUUCAUUAUUUUAGAGCAACUUUGCAGAUAGUCUCAUGUAUAAUUAUUUGUUUAUGCCAAAAAAGACCAUAUUUAUAAUAAAAUCAUUGGAAGACACUCAUA